UUUUCAUGCCCUGUCAAAUGUAUCUUUACAUGUUCUAGAAAGUAUGAGUUUGCAAGAUUAUAUGAGAAUACGAACUACACGGAAACCCUACUCUCUUCAAUAUCUUAUACAGGUUUACGGGACUAGUUCGUUAUACCAGGAUACUACUCUACACUGUAAACAUGGAUUAUCAUUAACUCUACCUAAACUAAUAGUAGGGUUGAUUUUCCCCGCUUUGGAGACUUCGUUGCAAUUCCAACAGAGCUUGGACAAUUUUGUUCUUCUACCUGACUAUACCCUAGCUCAGGUUCGACACCUUGUGUUUGGUGAAGAGAAGCAGGAGGUCCUAGAUCAGGAGGACCAGGAUAUCCUUGUAGAGGAGCAGGACAUGGAGGAGGAGGAGAACGAGGAAGAAGAGGAAGAAUUAGAAGAUCCUCUUCAAACAGAAGAUGUAAAUUUCCUUUUAUCCAAGACUGAAAAUAACAGUUCUGAACAUCUGACAGAAAGAUAUACACGUAAAGCGUACAAAGGAGAGAUUUAUCCUGGAGAAUAUCCAUACAAAUGCACACUCUGUCAUAAAAAGUUUAAGCAGGUUGGACAUUUAAACCACCACGAGAGAAGUCAUACAGGAAACCGGAAGUAUCCCUGUGAUGUGUGCCACAGACGGUUUCUUCAGAAAUGUCACUUGAUAGAUCACAUGAGAAUACAUUCCGGGGAGAAACCUUUCGCCUGCAAUGACUGUGGUAGAAGUUUCACAUUUAGUUCUGGACUGAAGUCCCAUCAGCGGACUCACAGUGCUGAGAAGCUAUACCAGUGUGGCAUCUGUGAGAAAACAUUCAAUCAAAAACAAAACCUUAAAACACAUGAAAGACUACAUACAGGAGAUUUAAAAUUUAUGUGCGAAGAGUGUGGAAAAUGCUUUAACACAAAAAGUAACCUGAGUCGACAUAUUUGCAGAUCGACAAAAGAUCGGCGAGAGAUCGACGAGAGAUCGACUAGAGAUCGGCAAAUAAAACCAACUUUCAUCUCCAAUUGGCCAACGGAUCUUAUGCUCACGUGAACUUCAUCAAACUGAUUUAAUAACCGGCCAAGCAAUAUUAAGAUCAAACCCGUGUAAAUUAGAUUAAUCUCAUAUUCUUGCCAAUAUUGUGAUAUGUUUUCUAUAUAUAUAAAGUAAUAAUCAAGUUCUGUUUGUUUGUAUGUCUGAUGGAAACUCUUAUCCAAAAUGCAUAAAAUUUUAACUCAA
Molecule: messenger RNA, 1225 nt
Organism: Eurytemora carolleeae
Lineage: Eukaryota; Metazoa; Arthropoda; Copepoda; Calanoida; Temoridae
Product: zinc finger protein 184
Exons: 9
Coding region: 44-1039 (331 amino acids)
Biological process (GO): regulation of transcription by RNA polymerase II
Molecular function (GO): RNA polymerase II cis-regulatory region sequence-specific DNA binding; DNA-binding transcription factor activity
Source: RefSeq, a predicted model, not a curated record